Molecule: messenger RNA, 962 nt
Organism: Drosophila ficusphila
Lineage: Eukaryota; Metazoa; Arthropoda; Insecta; Diptera; Drosophilidae
Gene: MsrA
Product: peptide methionine sulfoxide reductase
Molecular function (GO): peptide-methionine (S)-S-oxide reductase activity
Source: RefSeq, a predicted model, not a curated record
AUGCAUCAGUUCUGCUUUCAAUUUUAAAAGCAACACUUUAAAAUAAAAUAAAUAGUGAAAACCAUGUCUCUGACUAUUACCCCAACUUCUGCGCAUCCUGAGCUCAAGGAUCUGAGCACCGUUCGCAACGAACAAAAGGAACUGAACAUUUCGCCGGUUCACAAUGUGAACAUUCCCAAAGCCACGGCCACUUUUGGUAUGGGAUGUUUCUGGGGAGCCGAAUCCCUAUAUGGAGCCACUCGUGGGGUCUUGAGAACCACCGUGGGAUACGCUGGCGGCAGCUCGGAAUUACCAACGUACCGUAAAAUGGGCGAUCACACGGAGGUUCUGGAAAUCGACUAUGAUCCCACGGUCAUUAGCUUCAAGGACCUGUUGGAGCUGUUCUGGAACAACCAUGAAUACGGACUCACCACGCCCAUUAAGAGGCAAUACGCCUCCUUGAUUUUGUACCAUGACGAGGAGCAGAAGCAGAUAGCCGAAGCCUCCAAAUUGGAGGAACAGGAGCGUCGGGCCCCUGAGAUUAUCACCACUGAGAUUGCUUCGAAGGAGAACUUCUACCCAGCUGAGGCCUACCACCAAAAGUAUCGGUUGCAGGGCCACAAGGACCUCGCCACCUCGCUGAAUCUCAGCCCCAAACUGCUGCAGACCAGCUAUGUGGCCACCAAACUGAAUGGCUAUCUGGCCGGAGUUGGGGGCAUCGACCAGUUCAGGGCGGAAGUGGAGACCAUGGGUCUUACGCCAACCCAACGCCAGUACUGCAAUUACCACGUGGAGCAAAACGAGGGUCAGGGUCUCUACUGCUGACAUGGUCGAAUUUGCAUAGACGUUAAGCGUAGAUCAUACACCUAGGGGGGUAAUUUAAUCAAUAGUUUGCUUGUUCAAAACAGAUUGUGUAUUAUGUAGCCAUAGGAAAAUAUAUAAAAGCGUAUAUUUUAUUUUAAUAAAAAAUAUCUCAAACUAAA